UGAACUCCCCUACCCUCAGCUGCGGCAGCUGCUGUGACGUCACAUCCGGUCCCGACGGAAGUCCUCCGCUGGCCGACCGGGAAGGAUGGAGGGGUCUAAGACAUCCAGCAGCACCAUGCAGGUGAGCUUCGUGUGUCAGCGCUGCAGCCAGCCCCUGAAACUGGACACGAGCUUCAAGAUCCUGGAUCGUGUUACCAUUCAGGAGCUUACAGCUCCAUUACUUGCCACAGCCCAGGUGAAACCAGGAGAGACCCAGGAGGAAGAGGCUAAUCCAGGAGAGGAGCCAUUUAUUGAAACUCGCCAGGAUGGUGUCUCUCGCAGAUUCAUCCCCCCAGCCAGGAUGAUGUCUACAGAAAGUGCCAACAGCUUCACUCUGAUCGGGGAGGCAUCCGAUGGUGGCACCAUGGAGAACCUCAGCCGAAGACUGAAGGUCACUGGGGAUCUUUUUGACAUCAUGUCAGGCCAGACAGAUGUGGAUCACCCGCUGUGUGAGGAAUGCACAGAUACUCUUUUAGACCAGCUGGACACUCAGCUCAAUGUCACUGAAAAUGAGUGUCAGAACUACAAACGCUGUUUGGAGAUCUUAGAGCAAAUGCAUGAAGAUGACAGCGAACAGCUCCGGAUGGAGCUAAGGGAGCUGGCAUUAGAGGAAGAGAGGCUGAUCCAGGAGUUGGAAGAGGUGGAAAAGAACCGUAUUAUAGUGGCAGAAAAUCUCGAGAAGGUCCAGGCCGAGGCUGAGAGGUUGGAUCAGGAGGAAGCUCAGUAUCAAAGGGAAUACAGUGAAUUUAAACGGCAACAGCUGGAGCUGGAUGAUGAGCUGAAGAGUGUGGAAAACCAGAUGCGUUAUGCCCAGAUGCAGCUGGACAAACUGAAGAAAACCAACGUCUUUAAUGCGACCUUCCACAUUUGGCACAGUGGACAAUUUGGCACAAUCAAUAACUUCAGGCUGGGUCGCCUGCCCAGUGUUCCCGUGGAAUGGAAUGAGAUUAAUGCUGCCUGGGGCCAGACAGUGUUGCUGCUCCAUGCCCUGGCCAAUAAGAUGGGCCUGAAAUUUCAGAGGUAUCGACUUGUUCCCUAUGGAAACCAUUCAUAUCUGGAGUCUCUGACAGACAAAUCUAAGGAGCUGCCGUUGUACUGUUCUGGGGGGCUGCGGUUUUUCUGGGACAACAAGUUUGAUCAUGCGAUGGUGGCUUUCCUGGACUGUGUGCAGCAGUUCAAAGAAGAGGUUGAGAAAGGCGAGACACGUUUUUGUCUUCCUUACAGGAUGGAUGUGGAGAAAGGCAAGAUUGAAGACACAGGAGGCAGUGGCGGCUCCUAUUCCAUCAAAACCCAGUUUAACUCUGAGGAACAGUGGACAAAAGCUCUCAAGUUCAUGCUGACGAAUCUUAAGUGGGGUCUUGCUUGGGUAUCCUCACAGUUUUAUAACAAAUGACUUUCUUUAUUCCUUAGGGGAUUGUUUGCCUCAAAGGCUUUAAAGUUUGUUUUGUUUGAAAAAAAAAAAUUGUUAAAUUAAAAUCGGGUACUAUUCAAUAGCACAUGUUUACAAUACCAAAAAAGACAAAAUCCACAAAAGCCACUUUAUUUUAAAAUAGGACAGAAAAUUUCCAGAGCUACGACAGGCCAUGUAUAGUGCGACCAGCCUUUGUCAUAGUUUUGACUCUUAACCCCAUGCCUUCCUUUCCCUCUGACCCCUCAAAACAGCUAAUUUGUUUGUUGUUGUUUUUUUAACUGAGUUGAGAGUGACGUGUUUUCACUGGAUUUUAUGUCUCUCAAUUUCCUGUACUUACAGUAUGAAGUAGAAACUUUUGUCUCCACUGAGACGACAAGAUGUGUGAUGCACAGCUGGAUAACGUGAGAAAAUGACAUAUAAGCUUUGGUCACCAUGUGAUGUGAUCAGAAGCUUGAAAUUCAACACUUCUCACUUGGUUCUAGUCCUGAAUGCCUGCUCUGCUCUGUGUUAGAGAUAUGAAAUGGUGUUUGAUACUGUUUGAGACCUUAUGGAGAGAUUUAAUUAUUUGUAAUAAAAGAUUUCCUGCAGUCUUAUGACUGCCUAGAGGUGCACUGUUGGGUUUUUCUUUAACUAAAAUAGAGUGCUUUGUAUUCUGGGAGAAUUGAGUUCAAGUGCAGGUAUGUGGAAAGUCUGUUGAAACGUGUUUAGAGAUGGGUGUUAGUUUUUUAAAAAGACUCUAAUGGAAAAAUAGACAGCUGUGGAGAAAGCCCUAUUUGUGUAGCUCUUAGUAAAGGAACAGAAAUAUUUAACUUUAAGGGAAAAUAAAGGCUACUUCCUUGAUGCUCAGUCAAGGUCACCCA
Sus scrofa (pig) is the source of this 2310-nucleotide messenger RNA. It is a transcript of the gene BECN1, whose product is annotated as beclin 1. The record is from RefSeq and is a predicted model, not a curated record. NCBI's taxonomy places the organism in Eukaryota, Metazoa, Chordata, Mammalia, Artiodactyla, Suidae. Gene Ontology annotation, cellular component: phosphatidylinositol 3-kinase complex, class III, type I; phagophore assembly site; phosphatidylinositol 3-kinase complex, class III, type II. Gene Ontology annotation, molecular function: protein-macromolecule adaptor activity; phosphatidylinositol 3-kinase binding. Gene Ontology annotation, biological process: late endosome to vacuole transport; mitophagy; cellular response to nitrogen starvation.